AUGUCUCUUCUUUCUUCUGACAAUUCCAAACCACAUGUGGUUCUGUUUCCUUUCAUGUCCAAAGGCCACACUAUCCCCCUUCUCCACCUAGCUCGCCUCCUCCUCGACCGUGGCUGCGAGGUAACUCUCUUCACCACCCCGGCAAAUCGUCCGUACAUCGUUCAUUCUCUCUCCGGCGAUGAUAUUACCAUCAUCGACCUUCCAUUUCCCGCAGACAUACCCGGAAUACCAACGGGAAUUGAGAGCACCGACAAACUCCCGUCCAUGUCUUUGUUCUUACCUUUUGCCAGAGCCACAAAACUCAUGCAACCCCACUUUGAAAAGACUCUGCAAACACUUCCUCAUGUCACCUGUAUCGUAUCGGAUCAGUUCCUCCAUUGGACGGUGGAAUCUGCCACUAAGUUAGGCAUUCCGCGGCUGGGAUUCUUUGGUAUGAGCAACUACGCCAAUGCACUCAGCCGAGAUGCGGCUGUCAAUGGGCUACUGUCAUUACACGAGUCCGCUGACGAACGCUUUAAUCUCACCAGCUUUCCAUGGAUCAAGCUCACCAGGAAUGACUUUGACGACCCGUUUAAUAAACGGGAGCCUUCAGGUCCUCUAUUCGACUUCAUAAUCGAGACGAUUAUAGCCAUGUCCAAUAGCUACGGCCUGCUGGUGAACAGUUUCUACGAGCUCGAGCCACUGUAUGUAGAGUACUGUAACCGCGUGUCUAAACCCAAAGCAUUCUGUGUUGGACCCUUGUGCUUGACCCGGCUACCAAAAAUGGAGCCUGUCCAGGAACGUAGAUGGAUUCAAUGGCUAGACCAAAAACUGGAACAGGGAAAUCCAGUUCUCUACGUUGCUUUCGGGUCCCAAGCAGAAAUAUCAGCAACACAGUUAACCGAAAUUGCUCGUGGCCUUGAAGAAUCGAAUCUGAGCUUCUUGUGGGUGGUGAGAAAGAGUGGAAUAGGUAUAGACGAUGAAUUUGAAGACAGGAUAAAGGAGAGAGGAAUGGUAGUAAAAGAAUGGGUUGAUCAGAAACAGAUUCUUGAACACGAAAUCGUUCAGGGAUUUCUAAGUCACUGCGGCUGGAACUCCGUAUUGGAGAGCAUAUGCGCAGGAGUUCCGAUACUGGCAUGGCCAAUGAUGGCAGAGCAACUGCUGAAUGCAAAAAUGGUAGUGGAAGAAAUUAAAAUCGGGUUAAGGGUGGAAACAGUAAAUGGGUCCAGUAACAAAUUUGUCCAGGCGGAGAGCUUAAAGAAUCAGAUGAAAGAACUUAUGGAGGGAGAAAAAGGGGACGAGGUCAGGAAGAAGGUGAAGGAGGUGGCGGAGACAGCAAGGAACUCGAUGAAGGAGGGUGGCUCGUCUUGGAUAACACUAAACGAACUCAUUAAAGAGAUUCAUUUGAAAAAUGAGACGGACUAA
This is a messenger RNA of Fraxinus pennsylvanica, 1404 nucleotides long. The record is from the annotation of a GenBank genome assembly. NCBI's taxonomy places the organism in Eukaryota, Viridiplantae, Streptophyta, Magnoliopsida, Lamiales, Oleaceae.